Messenger RNA from Sphaerodactylus townsendi, 2904 nucleotides. It is a transcript of the gene PEX13, whose product is annotated as peroxisomal biogenesis factor 13. NCBI's taxonomy places the organism in Eukaryota, Metazoa, Chordata, Lepidosauria, Squamata, Sphaerodactylidae. Gene Ontology annotation, cellular component: peroxisome; peroxisomal importomer complex; peroxisomal membrane. The transcript is spliced from 4 exons. Gene Ontology annotation, molecular function: protein binding. Bases 75 to 1250 code for a protein of 391 amino acids. The record is from RefSeq and is a predicted model, not a curated record. Gene Ontology annotation, biological process: protein import into peroxisome matrix, docking.
UUGCGGCGACGAUUAAUUCGGCGCUCGCUCGAGGAAGCGGGGCAGAGGGCGAAGCUCAGCGGAGCCGCCGCGCGAUGAUGGCGGCCAACCAACCUCCUCCGCCCAAGCCCUGGGAGAAUCGGCGCCUAUCUGCUGAUGUGACGGCCAACCAACUGACUCGGCCUGGACAACCCACCCUGACACGAGUGCCCCCUCCAAUUUUGCCAAGGCCAUCUCAACAGGCAGGAAACAGUACCCUCAAUACUUUCAGACCAGCCUACAGCAGCUCUUUUUCUCCUGGCUACGGGACAUAUGGAAAUUCCUUUUAUGGGAGCUACAGCCCUUACAGUUAUGGAUAUGGGGGUGUGGGCUACAACCGGUUUCGGAUGGACGACAUUCCUACCAGCAGGUUUGUUCAACAAGCUGAGGAGAGCAGCCGUGGUGCAUUUCAGUCCAUUGAAAGCAUAGUACAUGCCUUUGCAUCAGUGAGCAUGAUGAUGGACGCUACUUUUUCUGCUGUCUACAACAGUUUCCGAGCUGUUUUGGAUGUAGCUAAUCACUUCUCUCGUCUCAAAAUACACUUCACAAAGGUGUUUUCAGCCUUUGCAUUAGUCAGAACUAUAAGAUACCUCUACAGGCGGUUACAGAGGUUGCUGGGUAUGAGAAACAAUUCAGAGAAUGAGGAUUUGUGGGCAGAAAGUGAAGGAACUUUGGCUCGCAUUGGUCCUGAGGACAAGGCUGCUAACUCUGCAAAAUCCUGGCCUAUUUUCCUGUUCUUUGCAGUUGUUCUUGGUGGUCCCUACCUCAUUUGGAAGCUGUUGUCCACCUACAGUGAUGAAGAAACAGCUUCCAGUAACUGGGCAAGUGGAGAGGAUGAUCAUGUUGUUGGGAGAGCGGAGUAUGACUUCAAUGCUGUUUCAGAGGAAGAAAUGUCUUUCCGUGCAGGUGAAAUGCUAACAUUAGCACCUAAAGAACGGCAGCCCAAAAUACGUGGCUGGCUUUUGGCUAGCCGGGAUGGCCAGACAACGGGACUUGUACCAGCUAAUUAUGUCAGAAUCCUUGGCAAAAGGAAAGGUAGGAGAACCCCGGAACUGGAGAAGAUUACGGAGCAUCAGCCAGUGUUUACCAGCACACCUUCAGUUCAAGGAGCUACAGCUGCUGACACUUUAGAAGAACAAGAAGCUGCCUUUGAGUCUGUGUUUGUGGAAACAAAUAAAGGUCCUGGCACAUCCGACUCUGCUGUGCUUGGUGAAGACAAACAGGAUCUUUAAUACAUCUGAAGUUUUAACAAAGAGAUUGGAUUGUGCUUACCAGUAACAUUGUAGGUAGCCAUUGAAUAGUGAUGUAGAGGGACACUGUUGCUGACCAUAUCCAGGUGACUUGCUAUUCAAACCUGGAAGAGAUAUAGCAAGCAACGUUAUUGUCCCUAAUGUUGUGCUUAGUAGAUUUAAUGUUGGAUGGCUAAAUUUGGUUAGCUAGUAUCAGUGUUAGGAUCUCAGGCUUGGGCAAGUGUUAGAAUGAAGAAUGUAUGGCACCAGGUUUUUCUUGACCGAAGCAGCAAUUCUUGCAGAUUCUAGAGACAGCUGCAUGUUUAAAUUCAUUCCCCCAGACUGAAGAAUCCAUUUUGAUAGCUGUUGUGGUGGUGUAUGGCAAGAUCAAAUGAAGCAUGGUGUUCCCCAAGAGUCUGUAAGCAUAUUAUGAGGAUUUUUCUUCUUAAUCUCAGUUUUUGUUGGGGAAAAUUUCACAGAUAAGGCUAACAAUUGGAAAACUGUUGAGCGGGAGAGGAUUUUAAUGCCUCUUCUGGUAUUAAUCUCCUCCAUAGCCUAUCUUAGAAUGAAUGAUAAUCCAAAAAUGGGAAGUACUAAUUCUGAUAUUAAGUUAGUAUCAUGAUUAUUUUAAAAACAAAAGGUUUCUGUAAGGCUCUUUAUCCUCAGUUUUCACUGCAAGACAAUUAGCCUUCUCAUAAUUCUUAACAGCAUCACUUCCAUUCAUUUCUGAGCAAUUUGGUUUCCUGCAAUAAAUUACAAUAGAGUUAAUGCACGGUUUAAAGUAGCAGAUCUGGUCGCUUUGCUAGAGGAAAGCUUGUAAAACCAGCUAGAGUUGCUAAACUGAUUAUUGUGCCGAGAUACUAAGAGUUUGGAAUAACGUUGACCUCUUUCUCUGUUUAAAAAAAAUUGAGCAAUGCAAUGGUGUCUGGUAGAAAAUGUUGAAUUUCUUGUUUAAUGUGAUUAAAGUCACUGUGGGACAAGAGAAUAAAAACCAGCCAAACCAGGAGAGACCAAUCUUGAACAAGCAUGCUCAUCAGACACUGACAAUUCAUAUUACUAGAAAUUGACUUUCUGGGCAGAAUUCCCUUCGUCAGAGAUGGAAGGGAAAUCGGGGUGACGGAAAUAUUGUAGAAAAUUUAGGUAGUCUGUGUAUCUAAUACUUGAGAUUUUAACUGGAGAAAUCUUUCAUUUUCCAGUCUGUUGAAAAUUCAAAACAGGGAGACUUCUCAAAUAUAUUUUCAUUCUGGAUUUUCUCACUUCUCAUCCUUAACACUUACAGUUAUUUUUUUCUACAAAAGUGUACUGAAGAACAUUUAGUUAGGGGAAAAAUCACUAUUCACUCACUAAUUUAAAACUUAUUCCUGGUAAUAUUUACUUGGCAGUAAAUUCCAAUGCACUGGGUGGGAUUUAUUACCUUGUAAAUCUGUUUGGAAUCAGAGUUUUUAUUUUACUUUGUACUUGUUGGAGUUUAUUUAACAAAUCACUGUGUCAUACUAUGCAUAUGAUGAGGUAAGUAUGCAAAGGGAAUCUUGGCUCUGAUCCUUUGUAGUAGCUUUAGUGGAGCCAGAAUGAAAAUGGUUAUGGUAAAUUAGACUAAAAGGUUUAUCAUGGAGUUGGAUUAACUUGUGUAAGUCUAUUAAAUUUUGCUGAAACUUGA